UCUACUCUCUCUCCCUCUCCGGAGCUCAUUCAUGCCAACGCCUGCAGCUGUCUCUUUCUGUUGCUUCCGUCCCUGCAACGUACCGCCUGCCUGCUUGCCUGCUUGGCCGCCUUCCACUUCCACGCAACAAGCACACGGAAACUGACUUUCACUCACACGGGCUUGGUGCGUCAGCGCAAGGUCGAAAGUGCGUAACUUUAUGAAGGUAGACACCUGACUCUUUUUUUUUUUAACCUCCCAAGUGGGAAAAGGAAUGUGGGCUUCAAGUGGAUCAGAGCGUAAAAGGUCAAGCCUCUGCCCGUGACGGACACAAUGACCUCUGACCUCAACUUGACCUCCCUGCUGAACGUGAGCGAACUGCACAACCACUCGAGAGGAUGCUCCCUCACCAAGACGGGCUUCCAGUUCUACUACCUGCCCACCGUCUACAUCAUGGUGUUCAUCACGGGCCUGGUGGGCAACAGUCUGGCCAUCUGGAUGUUUGUGUGCCACAUGAGGCCGUGGAGCAGCAUCUCCGUCUACAUGUUCAACCUGGCGCUGGCCGACUUCUGCUACGUCCUCUCCCUGCCCUUCCUCAUCUUCUACUACUUCAACAAAACCGAUUGGAUAUUCGGAGACGUCCUGUGCCGACUGCAGCGCUUCAUCUUCCACGUCAAUCUCUACGGGAGCAUUCUGUUCCUCACCUGCAUCAGCAUGCACCGCUACACCGGGGUGGUGCACCCGCUCAAGUCUCUGGGCCGACUCAAGAAGAAGAACGCGGUCAUUACCAGCGCGCUGGUGUGGGCUGUGGUGAUCCUGGCCAUCUCGCCCAUUCUUUAUUACUCGCGCACCGGCUUGAAGCGUAACGCCACCACUUGCUACGACACCACCACAGAGGACGAGCUGCCUGGUUAUUUCAUCUACAGCAUGACUCUCACGGUCUUUGGCUUCUGCAUCCCGUUCAUCAUCAUCUUCUGCUGCUACGGCAUGAUCGUCAAAGCCUUAAUCUGCAACGACAUGAACAACGCUCCGCUGCGGCAGAAGUCCAUCCACUUGGUCAUCAUCGUGCUCGCCGUCUUCGCCGUCUCCUACCUUCCCUUCCACGUCAUGAAGAAUCUCAACAUGCGGGCCAGGCUGUACUUCCAGAGCCCCGCCAUGUGCGAUUUCAACAACAGAGUCUACGCCACCUACCAGGUGACCCGCGGCCUAGCGAGCCUCAACAGCUGCGUGGAUCCUAUUCUCUACUUCCUGGCCGGGGAUACCUUCAGGAGGAAGCUGUCACGGGCCACCAAAAAAACGUCCAAGAAGGGCGAUCACGCGCUGCAGUCGAAAAGCGAGGAGACGGCGCUGAACAGCCUGGCGGAGUAUGUGGAGAAUGGAGAGCGGCGGAUGUGAGCUGCUUUUAUUAUCUCAAAGCGACAGUGUUGGAUAAUAGAAGCACUGUGUGGACCUGACGGCCUUGAACAGUAGGAUGAAUGCUCCGUUUUAACCUUGCCAUGAAUGUCUGUACAGAUAAGCUCUUGUACUGUGUUGCUGUGGACACGUGUUGGUCGCAACAUUAGGUACACCUGCAAGCUACACACCGUUGUGUCAUUUUUAAUCCAAUGUUACAUCAAUGCAGUCGCCCCAUGCCGCAUUACAGUUAUAAAAAAAAAUAUUAAUUAUUCCAAAAAAUAUGCAAACUUAAGCAAAUUUCAUUUUUUUGCCCAAAUGAAGUGGCUAAAUUAACUAAAAUACAAAUAUAAGGCAUCCGGACAAUGUAUUCAAAAAUGUAGUAUUCUAUACUGGUCACUAGGUGUCAGUAAUGUUACUGUAACAUUGGGUGAGACACACAACAGACGAUAAUCUCACAACAGGCACCGUGAUAAUAACAUAAUAAAAAAAAAUAAUAGUAAUAAUAAUAACAUAAUAAAUAAUAACAUAAUAACAUGGAAUCAUAAUAACAGGCUAAAACUCAACUGUGAACCUUUUGACAUCACUUCCUUCUCUCCACACGGACAUAUUUCAUGAAUGAAUCCUCCUGUUAUGUGGUUGAAUACGUCCUAUUUUUAGUUACACACAUUUUAGUAUAUUUUACCUUUUUUGCAUAAAUGAAGCAUUUUCAAGCAUAAAAAUGUCUAAAUGAACUAAAAUACAAAUAUUUGGCUUUCAAGAGACAAUUCAAAUUGUGAAUGUAGUAUUGUAAAUUGGUCACCAGGUGUCAGUAAUUGUCUGGUGAGACAAGCUUCAGACUUUAGCACCGGAUCAACAGGCUUUUAUUGCAGGUUUUGAUGAUGAAAAUACACAAUAAUGAUAAUAAUAAUAGUAAUAGUUGCAGCCAUAACCCAUGACAACUGUGAACGCUCGACAUCACUUCCUGUCCGCCCACAACUCAGCUCCCCUAGGAAAGGACCGGGCAGUGUAGUUUAGUUCCAAAAAGUUUCCAUGUGACUGCUCAUUGCCCCAUUGUAGAACACACGUAGUGUACGCGUCAAUAUCCACGGUACCGAUCACAAAGGUGUGCGGUCUGGAUAUAGCGAUCCUGUGCAGGUGUUCGUUACACGUAGUUGCUCUGGUUGCAGUCGGUCAUGUGUCACCCCAGAGUCUUGAAAGCGUCUCCAGAGGCGGGUAAUGGUAGUGGAAACGACACCCAUCCGGGUGUCUGGCUAUCACAUCUUGGUGCAUUCUGGCCAUCGGCAAGCCAAUUGCCUGGUCUCGGUGCCACGAAUCAGGUCACAAAAGCUGACUAGUCAGUCCCUUUUGAGAAUAUCACCAAACUCCAGUGAUUUUAAGGAGUCGUCCCAGCAGGGAGACGUGUGAUAUCAACAAUUCUUUACGAUGGGGCAAUGAGGCGUUAUAUCUUUGCACUCAAAACAUACAAACUACAAAUCAAACUUCAUGGCCUUUAUGCGUUUUUAAUCUGAAAAUAAGGUCCUGUUUAUUUCCAGAUAUUUAUUUCCACAUAUUUUUUUCUCAAUAUGUAGUCUUUUUAUCUUACACCAUGUAACCUUUUGUUACAUUUAAGAUGGAUUUCAGAAUCUGUCAACUAGUUUUUUUUACUGGUAUGAGGUAUUAGGUUGGGGUGGCCGUGGCUCCUCAGGUAGUUGGUUGCUGGUUGGAUCUUCGCUCCUUCUGCCCCGUCAAAACCAGCUCCAAAUUGUAACGCUCUGCCUACCAUUGGACCAAGCUGGGAAGGGUCAUAGUCUCACUUUUUAGCAGUUCUAAUAAAGUAUACUUAAAAUGUGUUUUUUUUAAUUCUCCAAAUAGGUGGCACACCGAUCAAGUGGUUAGCGUACAGACCUAACAGCUAGGAGACCAGGGUUCAAUUCCACCCUCGGCCAUCUCUGUGUGGAGUUUGCAUGUUCUCCCCGUGCAUGCGUGGGUUUUCUCCGGGUACUCCGGUUUCCUCCCACAUUCCAAAAACAUGCUAGGUUAAUUGGCAAAUCCAAAUUGUCCAUAGGUAUGAAUGUGAGUGUGAAUGGUUGUUUGUCUACUAUAUGUGCCCUGUGAUUGGCUGACGACCAGUCCAGGGUGUACCCCGCCUCUCGCCCGAAGACAGCUGGGAUAGGCUCCAGCACCCCCCGCGACCCUCAUGAGGAAAAGGGGUAGAAAAUGAAUGAAUGAAUUCCUCAAAUAUUAGGAUUUCUUACCAAGUAAAAUUUACUUAUAGCAUGGACGAAUAAUUUCCCUAGUUUUAAAUAGUUUUUCCAAAAAUCUUGUCUUUUUAUUUUAUAUUUGGCAAACCAUUUUUAGCAGUGUAGCGAAGCCUGUCUAGACCUGCAAAAGCCACCGUUUGAAUGCCUCUUCUCUCAAAAGCGGAACAAUGAAGAUACAAUCGAUUUUUAGCCCCUUCUGGUCGUCAUAAAGAGAUCUAGGGACACAUUUUAUUUUGCCAUAGGGGCUCUUUAACGAUAUGUUGACUAGUGUGGCUGUCAUAUGCUGGGGCGUAAUAUAACAAAACGGUCAUACAAUGCAAAGUCAUGUUAUACCACCGCAAACUACAACCACAAUAAUUCAAAAGUGAAUCAUGUAAUUUCUUCCCCAUACAACUCAUGCAGGUGUACCUAAUAUUGUGAGCGCUACGAACUGAGCAAAGGUGCAAAAGGUUUGUCCCUAUCUCGUCAAUGUACAGGAGGAUCAAAAGAGAUUAAAAAGAUUGGAAAGGCGCCCUCUGGAAGCCACGGAGCAGACGGUUCAUCAAUAGCUGUUUAGCAACUGAGAGUGAGUGGCUUAGAGAGUGCUGCUGACUGUAACGACUUUAUCCACUCACCGGCCACAUCAUUAGGUACACAUCAUUCAGCCUAAUACAAGAACGAUAAAAGCAGAGGUGUUUCUGCACAUGAACAACAUUUUACAAUAAGACCUGAGUAUGAUUUUUUUUUUAUAGUUCUUGUAUUCAAUUAGUGUACCUAAACAAAUGGCCAGUGAGUGAAACGUGAAUGCACUGACAUGGAGUUUGCCGCCAUCCUAAUGCACUAUACAAGCAGGGAGACCCGUGACUCCCUCCUUAUUCUCUUCCUCCUCUUAUUCCGUCUCCUCGCCUCCUCCUGGCAUGAGGUUGAGGUCAUACGGCUAUGUCGCCACAAUGGUGUUAAAAAAAAAAAAACCAAGAAAACAUGUUACAUGUUACCAACAGUAUUCUGUGUAUACGGUGCCGCAGUGAAUGUUCUUUUUCAUAUACUGUAAAUGUCGUGAUGUAUGAGUUUAGUUUGUGUCGUGUCUAGUAUCAAAUACUGUCACUAAAAAAUAUUGACUGCAAGAU
Messenger RNA from Doryrhamphus excisus (bluestripe pipefish), 4720 nucleotides. It is a transcript of the gene p2ry1, whose product is annotated as purinergic receptor P2Y1. Gene Ontology annotation, biological process: platelet activation; phospholipase C-activating G protein-coupled receptor signaling pathway; relaxation of muscle. Gene Ontology annotation, molecular function: ATP binding; G protein-coupled ADP receptor activity; A1 adenosine receptor binding. The record is from RefSeq and is a predicted model, not a curated record. NCBI's taxonomy places the organism in Eukaryota, Metazoa, Chordata, Actinopteri, Syngnathiformes, Syngnathidae. Gene Ontology annotation, cellular component: plasma membrane.